UCAUCGUGUUAAAAAUUACGCUAUGAAAGGAAUUCAAUUUACUUAGUGAUCUAGAAAGUAAACAGUACUACUGUGCGUAGAUUUAAAUAUGUCACAAAAAGCUUAUGAAGACGCAUGUAUGCGUGCGGAAUUAUUUGGUCAGCCUAAGCCUGAUAAGGAAGAUUUUAUAGAAAAACAUAAAUAUUUAGAUGUAAAUGAAUUUGAAGACGUCGAUAUCAAAACUUUUGAGGACACAGCUAUGUUAAAUGAUGAAAAUAGAGAUACACCCAGUGGCCUAGGAGAAUUAAAUAACAUCCUUACGUCUACGCAUAGCAAGAUAAAUCGUCUGAAGGGCGUGUGUGGAACAGUCACGAAUUUCUUUCGAGUUAAAUUAGCAUCUAAAGAUUUAUCUUAUUCAAGUGAACCGAGCUACAUCGGACAAACUAAUUACGACAAAGAUUACGUACCACCAGGUAAUUCAGAAUUUUCAUCUGUCAACACCGGCCUUGGGCCCAGAGACAAUGAAAUGACUGCAAGCGCGGGAAAAAGGCAACAUGGCGGCGACAUAAAUUCCGCAAUAGAAGAUUUAAAAACUAUGCAGAAAGCUGAAAAUAGUUUUUCUUUUGGAGGAUUACUGCAAUAGUAGGUACCUACAUUUUGUAGCUUGAAAAAAAAAUUGUUGGAAGCUUUGCGAACUUUUGGGAUUUUAAAUAUGGGCAACAGUUUCAAUUUAUUACCGUAAAAAUUAAUUUACCAAAUAAUUAAUUGUACUAUUAUGUAUCAAUCCAAGCUUUAUAAAAUUGGAUUGUAUUUUUUAUUUGAAUAGUAAUACAACUAAGUAUAUUAUUAUUAUAAUUUCACGAUGAAAGGUACCCAAUUUAAAUUUUUAGUAGAGGCGUUAAAAUGUUUAAGUACAAUAUUAUUUCCGUUUAUAGUUUGUACAAUGAAAGCUGUGAUCCUUUAAUGUAAGAAAAAUGUAAGAAAAAAAUGAUAAUAGCUUUAAGCGAUUACAACUUUGCAAUUUUUUAGAUGUGUUAACAUUUAUAAAAUAUUUACUUAUGAUAUUAUUAUGUAAACGAUAUUCAGUCAUUUCCUGCCUAAUAUUACGUAGCUAGCUAGUACUGCUUUUCCAAUAGUUAAGUGAAAUUUAAUUAAUUAUUAUAUCAAUAUAAAUUUAUGGACAAUAGAAACAAUUCGAUCACGAGGCGGGAUUCGAACUUCGAGUAACUAACGCUACUCAUAGUUCAUACCUAACUAUAAAUAUUUGGUUUUAUAGUAGGUACCUAGUUACUUAUUAAACAUUCCGGCCUAACCUCCCAUAGCGAUAGUAUAAUUAAAUUACUUUACGUAAUACCUACCUAUAAUAUUUUGUAGUUAUAUUAUAAAACAAUUGCUUAGCAAUUUUAUAUAUAAAAAUGAAUCCCAAAAUGUGUUGGUAAGCGCAUAACUCGA
Molecule: messenger RNA, 1431 nt
Organism: Colias croceus (clouded yellow)
Lineage: Eukaryota; Metazoa; Arthropoda; Insecta; Lepidoptera; Pieridae
Exons: 3
Coding region: 89-622 (177 amino acids)
Source: RefSeq, a predicted model, not a curated record